Varanus komodoensis (Komodo dragon) is the source of this 1403-nucleotide messenger RNA. Its product is annotated as synaptotagmin-5-like. Gene Ontology annotation, molecular function: SNARE binding; calcium ion binding; calcium-dependent phospholipid binding. NCBI's taxonomy places the organism in Eukaryota, Metazoa, Chordata, Lepidosauria, Squamata, Varanidae. The transcript has 5 exons. The record is from RefSeq and is a predicted model, not a curated record. Gene Ontology annotation, cellular component: synapse; axon. The coding region runs from base 1 to 1383 and encodes 460 amino acids. Gene Ontology annotation, biological process: regulation of dopamine secretion; calcium-ion regulated exocytosis; regulation of calcium ion-dependent exocytosis.
AUGGGGGAAACACCGCACCUGCCAGCGUUCCUGGGAGCCGGCCUCUCCCUCGUCUGCUUCUGCCUCCUCCUGCGCUGCGCGAUGCACUGCCAUCGGAGCAAGAAGCACUGCCUGCGUGAAAGGCACCUGUGGGCUCCGGUCCAGGCCGUGGUGGAUCCAGGGCUGGGUGUUCCUUCCCGCAUGUCCGUGGUGGCCAUCCAGCAGCGAUUCCCGGAGCGCCGAGCGGAUGGGCAGGAUCCCCGCCCUGCAGCUGUGCCCACCUGCCCCGGCCCACCCGAGGACGUCCUCCGGGGCCACGCCGUCCUGCCCAGCACGCCCCUCUCCCAGACUCCGAGCCCAGUGGUCCAGCCCCCGCCGCGAGGCACCGUCUCGGGUGCCCGCAUGCCGGGCGACGCCAGCAGCCUCCUCCCCAGUUCCGGGGGGGGGGGAACCAGCUCCCCCCGGCCCCACACGCUUCCAGGAGGCCCUUCCGGCCCGCUGCUGAAGCCACAGCCGUGCCUGCGCUUCACGCUGCUCUACGUGCCCCCCGCGGCCACGCUGACCGUGACGGUGGUGGGGGUCUCCCACCUGCCCAAGGGCCCCCGGGCGAGCCGGGACUCCUACGUCAAGGUCCGCCUCCUGCCAAAGCCCGCCGCGCCCCGGCGGACCGCCCUGUGCCGCAAAAGCCUGAGCCCCGAGUUCCGGGAGCAGUUCCACUUCGGCCUCCGCAGCCCCGAGGAGCUGGCCAGCCUCACGCUGCGCUUCGCCGUGUAUGCCAAGCGAUCCCACAGCCUGAAGGACUCGUUUCUGGGGGAGGCGCUGUUCCCGUGCUCACAGGUGGCCUGGAGCCGCGGGGUGUCCGCUGCCUUCGCGCGGGAGCUGUCGGCCACCAAAACCAAGCUCGGGAAGUGUCGGAGCCCCCGGGACACGGCCUGUGCCUUGGCAGCCCCCCAGCCCACGUCGGCGGGGCAGCUUUUUCUCCUGCUCCAGUACCAGGCCCUGGCCAGCCGCAUCAAAGUUCUGGUCUGCAAAGCAGAGAACCUGGGACGGCUCACCCGCCUCCCGGGGACACCAGACCACAGCGUUCUGGUCCGCCUGUACCACGAGGGCGAGGUUCUCGCCACGAAGGAGACCAAGGCCGUGGUGGGCUACAGCCCCGUGUGGAACGCCCCCUUCCUCUUCAGCAUCCCCGCUGGAGACAUCUGGGAGCAGCGGCUGUCGCUGGAGUUCACGGUCGUGCAGGCUCGCCUCUGCGCCUGGACCUGCACCGUGGGCCGAGUCCUGAUCGGUGCUGAUGCCCCAGGGAUGGGGCAGGUCCACUGGAAGGAGAUGUGCAGCCGGGGAAACGUGGAAUCCGCCCGCUGGCACGCGAUCCGGCCGGACAGGCCCCAGCUGAGCCCGUGAGACACACGCCUGGCGUUUCC